AUGGGUGAUGCAACCAAUGUAGCACUAAUAAUUGGUGGUUUCUUAUUACUCGUUAUUUUCAUAAUUCUAUUUGUAUUUUGCUACAUAUGCAGGGGUUAUGUUAGAUGUAUUCAAUGUUGCGGAGAUUGUAUUGGCGAUACAGCAGAUCAGGCAGGAGAAGCUGUUAAUAAAGAAAGGGCAAACAUUCAACAAUCAAUGGAUAAUGCAACUUCUGCAAUGUCAACUACUGCUCUUGCACAUUCUAAAAAAUUGAAAAGAAAAGCAAUUAAAAGAGCCAAGAAAAUCGAAGAGAGUUAUUCUAGUGAUAAUAUAGAUGAAACAUCUUAUUCAAUUGAACAAUACGAAUCAGAAAAAGAAGAAGUUUAG
Molecule: messenger RNA, 366 nt
Organism: Trichomonas vaginalis G3
Lineage: Eukaryota; Parabasalia; Trichomonadida; Trichomonadidae
Exons: 1
Coding region: 1-366 (121 amino acids)
Source: RefSeq, a predicted model, not a curated record